CCGGGCCCCGCUCAUAGUGGGCGUGGCCUGGUGCUGCUCCUCAGGCCCUGGGACGUGGCGUCACCAUGGGCAGUAAGAUGGUGGCCGCCACUAGAGUCGUACAGGUAGUCAAGCCACAUACUCCAUUAAUAAAGUUCCCAGACAGAAAAAGUAGUCCCAGACCUAAAAUACUGGAAUCUCUACAAACAAGUAUGCCAUCUCUUGAUGCUUCAAAAGCACAGGAGUCUAUAGGAGGCAGAUCACCAGCAUUUCAAAAUAUUUCACCUGUUCAUAGAGUACAAGGUAUACCAGACACCUGUGAAUUAACAAGAACCUUACCUCAGAAAUACAGACGGAAACUAAUGUCAGAUGAAGAGAUUGAAUAUAUUCAACGUGGCGGUCCAGAAUAAAUAUGGAAGAUUAUUUGCCACUGUUGAAGAAUGAAGUAUUAUAGUCACAAUAAAGGCAUUUCCUUAAUACUAUGAAUAUAUAUUAAUAACUUUAAUAAAAACCCAUAUGAAGGGUGAGAA
Messenger RNA from Pseudopipra pipra, 509 nucleotides. Its product is annotated as alpha-ketoglutarate dehydrogenase component 4-like. The transcript is spliced from 4 exons. NCBI's taxonomy places the organism in Eukaryota, Metazoa, Chordata, Aves, Passeriformes, Pipridae. The record is from RefSeq and is a predicted model, not a curated record. The coding region runs from base 66 to 389 and encodes 107 amino acids. Gene Ontology annotation, molecular function: oxoglutarate dehydrogenase (succinyl-transferring) activity. Gene Ontology annotation, biological process: 2-oxoglutarate metabolic process.